Molecule: messenger RNA, 1221 nt
Organism: Penicillium salamii
Lineage: Eukaryota; Fungi; Ascomycota; Eurotiomycetes; Eurotiales; Aspergillaceae
Source: the annotation of a GenBank genome assembly
AUGGCCCUGUACAACCAAACCGUGGAUUUUCUGUCGGACUCUUUUUCCGGCCCAAACCGACUACCUCUCCUAGCAGUCGCUGGAGCUUCCUUUACACUGGGUUUAUUGAGUAGAUCACUUUUGCAUCAAGAGUCAGGGCAGACAGUUAUUGUAUCGCCCCGAUCGACGAUCUUGCCCGGUAUCUCGGAAUCGGAAAAUCGGCAGCUUCCUCUGCCAACUGAUGUCCUACCCGGUGCCCGAGACGUCGACAGCCCGUACGGCUCUACACGAGUGUAUGAAUGGGGCCCGGAGAAUGGACCAAAAGUCUUGCUGGUGCAUGGUAUCACCACACCCUGUCUUUCGCUUGGUGGGCUGGCCCAUGCACUUGUCGACCGUGGCUGUCGAGUGAUGCUUUUUGACUUAUUUGGAAGAGGAUACUCGGACUGUCCCGCUGAUCUUCCACAAGACAACCGACUCUUCUUGACGCAAAUACUGCUUGCCCUGGCCUCGUCACCCAUUGCUUGGACUGGGGCCGAAUCUGGUAAAUUCUGUCUCGUCGGAUAUUCUUUUGGGGGUGGUAUCGCAGCUGGUUUUGCGUCUUACUUCCUCGAGCUUUUGUCGUCACUGGUGCUCUUGGCCCCCUCUGGAUUAAUCCGUGACUCGCAAAUCAGUUUCCAGAGUCGCCUGCUUUAUUCAAAGGGUCUGAUGCCAGAGAAUAUUCUGGGUUACUUGGUUGGUCGUCGACUGCGAGCAGGCCCCUUGACUACGCCCAAGCCCAAGCCCAAGAACCACAAGCUCAGUGCUGCAGAUGCGCUCACCGAAGAGCUUCCUUCCCAGGCUGCAGCUGAGAUUCAAGUCCUAUCUCGGAAGUACCCUCAUAUCAAUGUUUCUUCGGCGGUGGCAUGGCAGGUCAAUACUCAUGCAGGAUUCGUCCACGCCUUUAUAUCAAGCAUGCGUUACGGUCCGCUUCUAAAACAGCGCCAGUGGAACACAUGGACCCGUCUGGGUGAAUGUCUUACCGCGCAAAGUAAUGGUUCUGGUGAUAGUGAUACAAAGCCAUCUGUCAACAAGGUGCACAUUUUGUGUGGCGACAAAGAUGCCAUCAUGGUCAAGAGCGAGCUCGUUCCGGAUGCCAAGGCUGCCUUGGGAGACAGCGCCGAGUUCGAGUUCUACGAUGCCGGUCACGAGUUCCCUAGCACCAAGUACGAGGAGGUGGCUUCUUACAUUUUUAAGUUACUUUGA